Hevea brasiliensis (rubber tree) is the source of this 1980-nucleotide messenger RNA. RefSeq lists its product as uncharacterized. The transcript is spliced from 7 exons. Gene Ontology annotation, cellular component: nucleus. Gene Ontology annotation, biological process: regulation of DNA-templated transcription. The record is from RefSeq and is a predicted model, not a curated record. The coding region runs from base 676 to 1542 and encodes 288 amino acids. NCBI's taxonomy places the organism in Eukaryota, Viridiplantae, Streptophyta, Magnoliopsida, Malpighiales, Euphorbiaceae.
UAACUUCAAAUUAAAUUAGAGUCCGAUUAAAUCAUUUUUUUUUUAAAUAAAUCGUUUAAUUUAAUUAAAAUUGAGACUGCACUAAAAUUCAACAUUCAAUACUUUUCUUUUUUUUUAAUUUUUAUGAAGCUCUUCAUGCAUUUGUGCUUAAACAAGUGAAUAAUUGGAAUUCACCUAUUAAAAGUUUAUAUAGUUUUAAAUAUUAUUGAAAAAUAAUUUAAGAAAUUAUUUAAUUAAUUUGAAAUUUUUAUAAUUAAAAUAUAUCAAAAUUUAAUUUAAAAUCAAUUUUUAAGGAUAUUUAUUUAAAUAAUUCUUUUUUUUAUAUAUAAUUUAUUUUAACUUGAACUCCAAACCUCACAUAGACGAUUCUAAGAUUAAAAUAAUUUUUUUAAUAACAGUUCAAUACAAAUGGAGCUUAAAUAGGCAAAAUGAACUUUAUUCCGAAUAAUGAUCUAAUUAAGGCCAUAAAAAGUAAAAAAAUUCAAAUUCAAAUGUCUCCCUCCUGAAGUUAUGACCGUUAGAACAGAAACCCCAAGGUGACAGCACUGUCAUUUCCCCAUCCAUUACCAGCUGCUACAAAUUUGACAUCUAUCCAAGAUUUUCAAAUCUCACCAAAGCCAGUAACUAAAACCCUUGAAAACCCCUGCUUUCUCUGAGAUUGAAGCUGAAAAACAAAUGGGGAGGGUCAAAAAUAGAAUUGACUAUGAAAAUCUUAGAAAUGCUCGCAUCUUAGAAAACCAGGCUCGAUUGUCCUCUCUGGGGCUACAAAAAACUCUAUCUGAUCUUCGAUCCCUCACUUCUUCUGCGAAAGCGGAGAAGGGAAGGACCCAGAAGAGAAAACAUGAUAAAAAAGUUUAUGGGACCACUGAUUUACGUCGCUCUGAUCGAUUGAAGCAUAUUGCCACCAACUCAUCAGCCCUCAAGGCUCUCCCUAUGAGGCGAUCUAAUCGCCUGAGAGCAGAAUCUAGCGAACUCAUUUCAUCGAAGAAAGUUGUAGUAGUUAAAGGAAAUACUGAUUAUGAGAGUGAAGAAGAGAGUUCAGAUGGAGAGAAAAGGCCUGCAAAUGCCCCAUUUGUGAAGAUAAAGGGUGUGAAUCUUCUUUCUCUGUCGCCUGAGGCUUCGGCUCGACGCUGCCACAGCAAGGGCAGAGGCUCCAUCUAUGACCCUGUUUUUGGGAUUUGCUGCCAUUUCUGCAGACAAAAGAAAUUGUGUGGGGAAGAAGAUUGCAAGCGUUGUGGUACUCUUGAUCCAGAUCAGCCAUGCAUAGGAAAAACAGACUGUUCAGUAUGCCAUUCCACAAAUGGUGUUUUCUGUCGAGCUUGUCUCAAAGUUAGGUAUGGCGAAGAAAUGGAGGAGGUAAGAGAGAACAGGGAGUGGAUGUGCCCUCAUUGCAUAGAAGAAAGAGGAAUAAAGCCUUUCUGGAUAUGUAACAGGCAUUUCACUGUGCUUAAAGAAGCGAAAGAUGGCACCAACUGGGAUUGCAAUAUUCAAAGGUCUGCAAAUUAUUCCAUUACUUUUGAUGAAUUUGCAUUAAAUUAUUAAGAAAAUUGUGUUGAUUUCUAUCAUUGGGAUUUUGCUGCAUUGAAGCUAGAGAAAUGGGAUAUGAAUCAGUAGCACAUCUGUUAAUGGAGGAGCUUAAACGAAGAAACAAACUAAAAUAACUAUGAGGAUGAUGUUCUUCUUCCUCCUUCAAGAAUCAAGAUCAACAAGUAACUAGAAACUAAUAUCAGGGCACCUAAAGUAGCAGAAGGUGGGAAUUAUUUUGGUGAUGAUGUAUUAACUAACAAUGACAAAUGCAUCAAUGCGUGUAUCUUUUGUAUUUUGUUGCAUUGCUUUUGGCAUGCUUAUUUUCUUCCACUGUAACAUGCUUGCUGGGUUGUUGAUGUUGGGCUAUGGUUAGCUUCAUUUAUCAAGAAACUUGUUAUCGAGAAACUGUCUUUUUCAAUGUCUGGAAUGAAAAUCACGUUGUAUUUUUUUUAA